AUAAGAAUCGUGCACAUUAUUUUUUUUUUCACUUAAAAAAAAAAAAAAUAGAAACAAAAAAAGAAAAAAGAAAAUAGAGUUCUUUAAAAAAUUAUUUUUUUUUUUUCAUUUCGAAAGUGCUCCUCCUAAUAUUUAAGGGGUGUUUUUAUUUUUAUUUUCUUUUUUAAUCAUCAUGUUCCGGUAACAAGUGUCAAGGGGAUUAUUUCCUCAAUCGGACUAUAUAUUGAUCAUGGGAGGUGCGCAGAGCAGUGGAACGCACACAUUGGGUGAUACUUUAUGGGUUCACGAACGACAACGACAAAAAUGUCAUCGUGAAGGGAGUCAAUGUGACAGUCAUGGAAGUCAAUCAUCGACUCAGGAACGUCGGAAGCUUUUAAAGCGGACGAGAAGUUUGGCCGUCAUUUCCGAAGACGACUCACGCUACACUCGAGAGAUUCCUCAUUUUCAAAUUAACGAGCCUAAUUUCAACUUGACCCGAAGGCCUCAAUUGAUUCCAAGAGCAAAAUUGAUUGAUCGUAAUUCUCUCAAAGACAGAUUGUCAAAAAGUCAGCAGCAUCUCUCUGAUUCCUAUGACAAAUUUACUGACACAAGGUCCUAUCAGUCCUGCACUCUGUACGCACCACCACCUCUAACAUUACUUCCGGAUCCCCUGCCUUAUGUGCGGGGACAUAGAUCGGAAUCGGAUCGCCUCAACAUUCUAGACUGGCCCGAUCCAUCGCGAAAGUAUUGCAGUGUGCAGAAUCUCGACACCGUUUCGGGACUCGUUGAAAUUGUGGAGGACAAUUGGCCACUUGAAGAAAAUCGAAGUCUCGAUUGUAUUUAUACUCAGGUGAAACGAAAGCGAAAAGAGCACCGCAGUCUCGACAGUAUUCUCUUCGAGGACGACGACGAACUCGAGUAUUUCGACGUUCUGAAUCUCCUUCCAAUUUCGAAUUCCCAUCUAGAGGAAUCAACUCCAAAACUUCCGAGCCGAAGUCGAUGUAAAGAAAGGGACGAGUUUUUCGACGGUAUCCUGACCGGUAGCGAUAAGGAGAGCAUCAAGGAUUUCUUCUCCACCACCGGAAACAACGAGACAGAUGAGGAGAAGUCCAAAAAUCAGGAGGACGAGGUUAGCGAUCCAAGGAAGGGAUUUUGGAUAGAUUUAGUGAGUCCCACAAAACAGGAGAGAAAAGACUUUUGGGAGAGGAUAGGCAGUCAGGAGCAAAAGAAGCAGGAGAAACUCCAAGAGCAAAAAUUGUCCGAGGCAACGAUACUCGAUGACACAGGAGAGCAAAAAGAGGAAGAGAAGGGAGUAGAAACAAUUCCUGAACAAGAACAAAUUAUUUCCCCUCUGAACGAAACAAAAAUAACUCACAAUUCUGAGGAGAAGUUAGAGGAAUUUCAGAAAAUAGAUGUGCAGGAAGAACCAACAUUAUUCCAAGCUAGAAAUCCCUUUCCCCGUCCGAUCACUGUUAACGAACUGAGUAAAACUUUGGCUGACAAGUACAAAACGAAUGUGGCUAUUGUCACACCUUGUGAGGAGAAAUUUAAAGUUGAAGAAGCAGAGGACGUUAGGUCCAUUUGGAUAUCGGACGAGGAAGAAGAAAUGUCCCGAAGACCUCAGGUCUUAAAAAUCAUUGACAAUGAUCUCACGAAACGUUGUAAUAAAACACAUCAAGAAACUCCCAGUGAGGAAUUAAUUGAAACGAAAAAAAGUAUUGAAACAGCGAGAAAUUUUUUCGAAAAGAAAAGUAUCGCGAAAGAUACUGAUUCCCCUACUGAAGGAAGAUUUGAAAGAAUCGUCAAGGAGACGUCGAAUAUUUUCGGUAAAGCUUGUAAUGUAGUCAAGGGAACUCUAGGUUUCGAGGCACACUCCGAAAGUUCAGAUCUAGGACUAGGUUCAGAUAUUGGAAGCAUUAGGAGACAAUCAGUCGACGAUAGUAAAGAAAAAUCCCCCGGGAAAGUAGAAACAAAAACUGAAUUACAAAAGCAAGAAAGAGAUACUGAUGAACUUAAUUAUAAGAAUCGGACAAAUUUGACAAGAUCGAGAAGUUGUGUAGAUUCACUGGAAUGUCAAGGUGAACCUGAAUUCAAUCAUGUUCGAUACAAAAUAGUUAAAUCGAAUCUUUUUGGAAAGAGUAUCUUUAGUACGUCCACUGGUGACGUAACUUACGAAGGAUUGAUGGACUAUCUUCGGGAGUAUUCCUUUCAGGAAUUACUGUUGGACAAUAAUGUCGUUAUUAUUGAACCGGUUCGUGCCGAAGUGGAGAGGAAGCCAUCGAUGAAUGUGAAGAGUAAAAGUUUGCCAACAUGUCGAGUGUCGGGUGCAACCCAAAAGAAGCGGGAUUCUGUAGGGGAGAGAAAGAAUUUUGACGAGAAAUCAAGAACAUGUCCUAGGCAGGGUUUAAUCAGGAAGCAUUUCUUCUAUCAUCCGAUAAGAAUUAAUAAGGAGUUGAUCGAUGAUGAACUUCCGAAUCCAGAUACUGUGAAGAAUGUCACACGAAUGUUUGAAGAAACUUUCAGGGCUAAGAAGAAUUUGGAGAAGGAUACGAAAAGUUUGAGUAUGAAGGAUCUAAGUGGGAAGGAUAGCGCUAAGGAUGAAGAUAGGGAAUUUUAUGAUGGAGUGGACAAACUUCGGGAGAGUAGAUCGCGGAGUUCGAGUAGAGCGAAGGAUUUGACAAGACAUUUUGAGAGUUUGGAGAAGAAGACAAUAUCGUCGGCAUCAAUUGGUGGUAAGGAUGAGCCAGGGAGUCCGCGUAGUGAAUCAAAGACGAGAAUUCUGGCACAAUCUUUCGAGGCAAGGAGUGGACACACGUCGCCAAGUGAUUCGAAUUUCUCGAACAAGAAUCGAAUGAGUAGAUUUCAUCAGAAUAAUCGUCAUCAUAAUUGGGAUGCGGGAAGUGUCAGUUCCGGCGUUUCUAGUGAUUAUCCGGACACGGACAAUGGAAGUGCACCACCGUGUACGUCUUCUGAGGAUGAGGAAAUUGAUUGUCAGGACGAGGAAGUCGAGGACGACCGUGAUCCGGGUCACUACGUCUCCCAGGAUGUUUUGAGGAAAAUUCGCGAAUGUGGAACGUCCAUUACGUAUUACGGUGGGAAAGUGGUUAAUAGCUACAAUGGACCAAUUAUCUCGCCAUUGAAUAAUAAACUAUCGAGAAGGAGAAAUCAAUUACAGGACUAUGUGAAGUUCCGUCUAGUUAAAAGCAAUUCCUGCGAUAGUCGAUUGGAGCUCACUGGAAAAGUCGUCGAAGAAAAGGUCAAGGUGGAAAAAAAUUCUGAUUUAAGACAAUGUACAAUAGCCGAGAUGCCAAGUAUUGAAUUAUCAUCAAUGGAGAGACAGGAGAUGAGUCACGAGGAGAUUAAGGAAUCAAAGAAGAAGGAGCCACCGGUUGUGAUUGGCUCGGAGCCAAAGAAAGAUGAGGGCAAAGGUUUUCGAGCUGAUUUUAAAUUGGGAAAAAUUGAUGAAUCAAAUUCACGAUUUAGUGCAUUGUCAAAAUGGCAAAUUAAUGAAAAUGGAUGGCGAAAGAAUACUGAAUUCGAUAAAAUGGAAUUCGAGGAAUUUGAAAUACUUGAAGACAGUCUCAAUGGCAUUGAUAAUCAAAGUUAAAAAAAAAAUUCGACAUUUAAUUUCAAUUUACAGAAAUUAAAUAUAGAAAAUAAUAUGUAUUAAUUAGAAAAAGAAAUGAAGAACAAUUACGUCUAUCAAUUUUUAUUUUUGAAAAAG
Molecule: messenger RNA, 3703 nt
Organism: Leptopilina heterotoma
Lineage: Eukaryota; Metazoa; Arthropoda; Insecta; Hymenoptera; Figitidae
Gene: jv
Product: protein javelin
Exons: 8
Coding region: 230-3586 (1118 amino acids)
Source: RefSeq, a predicted model, not a curated record